This is a messenger RNA of Cyprinus carpio (common carp), 3230 nucleotides long. RefSeq names its product bone morphogenetic protein 2. Lineage: Eukaryota; Metazoa; Chordata; Actinopteri; Cypriniformes; Cyprinidae. Gene Ontology annotation, cellular component: extracellular region. Gene Ontology annotation, biological process: BMP signaling pathway; SMAD protein signal transduction; negative regulation of transcription by RNA polymerase II. The record is from RefSeq and is a predicted model, not a curated record. Gene Ontology annotation, molecular function: BMP receptor binding; growth factor activity; cytokine activity.
UUCAAUUCAAGAAUAAAUGUAAUUAUCAAGUAUGUUUUAUCAAAUUUAAUAAAGCAAUCAAAUAUAGCAGGAACUUCCCAUUUAUAUUUUCUCCCUGUUAAUUAAAUAGAUGAACUCUGAACAAUCCAAAGGCGCGUUUGUCCACAUGAAUCCAUUCACGUCCAGAGCUGAUGAAUUCUGUCAUGACAUCUUUAAACAAAGACACACGACUGAGAGAGAAAGAGUGAGUGAGAGAGAGAGAGAGACGCUGUUGCACACUUGCGCACUGCGCGUAAAGGACACACACGUACCCAAACCCUCGCCGCGACUUGUUUCGCUCCUAGCAAAGGAAGAAACUUUUGUUUUGUCAAUGAAGUGGACUUUUAUACGCGUACUUCCCUCCGUUUCAACACCUACGGCUCGUCUUUGUACAGCGGUGACGGUAGAAUAUGUGUAAGGAGAGGCGGGCGUUCCUGGUGAAGUCUCCCACUGUUUUCUGCAGAUAAACAGAUUUUCUUUGGUGAUCUGUAACAUGGAGCUGAGUGAAACGGGGAAUUAUAAAAGAGGAGCAGAUUUAUGUGAAGACCCCACCAGACUGCGCUGAUCAUCUCGUGUGCCAUGAACAGAAGAUCAACUGCGCUUUGGAGUUCAAACUGGACUUUAUCUGAAGCACUUGCACAACUACGGGGAAGAAAGCGAAUGCGCUCGAUUUAAUCUCUCUACUUGCGUUUAAGGUCGAGUGUCCGCGAGUUUUUCUCUUUUUUUUCGUUUAGUAGUACGACUUUCACGCUUUGUGUUAUUUUAAGAGCGCAAAUCUACUAUUAUGACAGGCUUUGGCUCGUGGAGCUUCUUCUAUCCAGAUGGAUCUAGCGCAGGUCUGCGUUCCUCCGUAAAGCGGCUCUCAAGGUGGCUCUGAUGCACGAAGGAUCCUCCAAACUCUCACAAUGGCUCGAUCAAACACGGAAUAUGGUCACAUCUCCUGGCCUGAGCCCAUCUGAUCUCGUUCGUCACUGAUCUGGCAGGUUUAGCGCGAUGAUCAUGGUCUCCUCCGGCUGCGCUCUGAUGGUUCUGAUGGUCACUCAGGUGUUCUUUGGAGGCUCCAGUGGACUCGUACCCCAGAUCGGCCGCUCCUCUCUGUCUCAGGAUGUCCUACACGCGUUUGAACUUCGACUUCUGAGCAUGUUUGGACUCAAACACAGACCGAGUCCCAGCAGGUCUGCGGUGGUUCCGCAAUACAUGAUGGACUUGUUCUCGAUGCACUCGGUGAACGCGGAGCAGAACAACAGCAACAGACCCAAGGGCUCCUUAGGGAAAGGCUCGGAAAGAUCUGCCAGCCGCGCGAAUACGAUCAGGAGCUUCCACCAUGAUGAAUCCAUGGAGGACCUGUCCAGUUCGAGCGGAAAGACGACUCAGCGUUUCCUCUUCAACUUGACCUCCAUCCCGGGCGAGGAGUACGUGACGUCAGCGGAGCUGCGGAUUUUCCGAGAGCAGGUCGUGAGCAAUGGCAGUGAGGGAUUUCACCGCAUUAACAUUCACGAGAUCAUUAAACCGUCCGGUUCCUUUCAAGAACCCAUCACGAGACUCCUGGACACUAGACUGGUUCAGCACAGCUUGAGCAAGUGGGAGAGUUUCGAUGUGAGCCCCGCCGUCACGAGGUGGACCGCAGAUGGGCAUCCCAACCACGGCUUCGUGGUGGAAAUAGUUCACCCAGACCGCGUAGAACAGGACUCCAAAAGACACGUCCGCAUCAGCAGGUCCCUGCAUGAAAGAGAGGACACAUGGCCCCAAAUGAGGCCCCUGUUGGUGACCUACAGCCACGACGGGAAGGGAAACGUGCUGCACUCUCGCGAGAAGAGACAAGUGCGGACAAACAAACAGCGGAAGAAGCACAAAGCCAACUGCAGGAGACAUUCCCUCUAUGUGGACUUCAGCGACGUGGGGUGGAACGACUGGAUAGUCGCCCCGCCGGGCUACCAUGCCUUUUACUGCCAGGGCGAGUGUCCGUUUCCACUGGCAGACCACCUGAACUCCACCAACCACGCUAUUGUUCAGACACUGGUGAACUCGGUGAAUAGCAACAUUCCCCGGGCCUGCUGCGUUCCCACGGACCUGAGCCCGGUUUCGCUGCUCUAUCUGGAUGAAUACGAGCGGGUGAUCUUAAAAAACUACCAGGACAUGGUCGUGGAGGGCUGCGGAUGCCGCUGAUGCCUGGACGUCUACAGACACUUUAUUUUUCCCAAUACAAACUUUAUUUAUAAUAAAGUAAAACACAUAUUUUGGAGAAGUAUAUAAAGAUAUAUUUAUGUUCACUAUUGGGAAAAUAAAUAUUUUAAUCCGAGUCAAACAAACUUUUUCUGAUGUACGUUUCGAUCCGCGUAUGAAGUAUUUUGUAUUUAUUUCUACCGCAAUCAUUUUUAUUGAAUAUUUGGUGUAAUAGUUGGUGACACUUUACAAUCCCAUUAGAUAACAUUAGUUGAUGCAUUAACUAACAAUGCAAAGCAAUACAUUUGUGCACCAUUUUUAUUUUAAUAUGUAUUAAUACAUGUUGAAACUAAAAAAAAACAAAGAUCAAUAAAAGUUUAUUUUUAUUGUUAGUUCAUGUUAACCAAUGUUAACAAAUGGAAACUUAUUGUAAAGUGUUGCCAUAUUUUUUAUGCAUAAUCAAGGAAGAAAAUAGCUUCUUCAUGCAAAAAAGUUGCAAUGCAAAAUGCAAUAGCUACUUACCUUUGGUGGAAAUGCAUUUAAUGCAGUAAUGCAUUAAAAUGCAUUAAAAUAUAUCGCAAAGCACUUACCAUUGGAAAUGCAUUGGCCAAAUCUGACCGAAUUCAAUCAAACGUUCAAAACAAAAAAGCAUGCCGAGCUGGAGUUUGCAAUGUAGACGGAGCCAGUGUUUUAGAGAUGUGGCAGUAAAUGUGAACGCACUUAUUUCAAACCAAUGUGACAGGUAGUUGACACUGAAUGCUCAGGAAAUUAGCCGGUGUGAGUUGAGUCCCACAGUAUGAGCUCUUGAAAUCGACCUAUUGCCUGGAGACAAUGACUAUUGUGUUUCUUCACACAGGUCCUUAUGCAUUGGUUGCGUAAAGGUGGAUUCCUCCAGCUUUAUAUUGAAGCCUCGCUAAUUAAGAGCCAUUCACUACAUGGGACUCUAAAGUCAAGAGAUAGGAAGUGUUUAAUUAGAGGGACGUUGUUUCAAACAUGAGGAUUGCCAUGUAAUUAAGUUGCUCAAAAUAAAGAGUACAGAAUGCAAAACG